Micropterus salmoides (largemouth bass) is the source of this 4028-nucleotide messenger RNA. RefSeq names its product syntaxin-binding protein 4. Lineage: Eukaryota; Metazoa; Chordata; Actinopteri; Centrarchiformes; Centrarchidae. The record is from RefSeq and is a predicted model, not a curated record. The coding region runs from base 325 to 2499 and encodes 724 amino acids. Gene Ontology annotation, molecular function: protein binding. The transcript is spliced from 22 exons.
AGAUCCAGCCACCACCUGCUGGACGCUCAGAGCUGCGGUGCGGCUGAAGAGACAUUGAUAUUUCGUCAAACAGAUGGGUUAAGGUCAGUCGGCAGGAAAACGUCCACGUGUCGGUCAGAUUAGAAUCGGGCCGACAGAGCGUCCCGUUCCCGGCGAGCAGCGUCCGUCUCAGUGAUUUGAAGGGGGAUGAGUGCUGACACAUCCACGCAGUCAGCGAAGGAGGCCAGCUGAGGAGCGGCAGGGUGAUGCGGCUCUGGGACGGGGGCACUUGGUUUCUGCUCUGAAAGUUCACGGCUGGACACCGGGACCACAUUGGUGGAUAAUAUGUCUCUGCUGAAACAGCGUGGGAGAGAGCUUGAGCGCUUCGACGGACUGUCGCUCAUUUACUGGACACUAAUGGGUCCAUACGGAGUAGAUCGAGCUGUUCAUUCCAUGGAAUUUACAGACUGUGAGAAUGGCCUGGGAAUUAAAGUGAUUGGUGGAGUGAAGGAGCAAACUGGAGAGGAGUUUGGAGUCUACGUCAAACGGAUUUUACCAGGUGGCCUUGCUUCAAGUGAUGGAAACCUGAUGCCAGGGGACCAGAUCUUGGAGGUUAACGGGGACAGUCUAGUAGGAGUCACAAGUGAAAGAGCUGUGGACGUCUUGAGAGCAGCUUCGGCAACCAAUCACAUGCGCCUUCUCAUAGCCAGAGAUGAAGAAGCAAAGAGAGAAUUUGCUGAGUUGCUGGAGAAGUAUGGGUCUAAUGGUAGUACAGGAUCAACACGCAACUCUCCCAUCCAGCAAGCUGGGUCCACUAAAGGAAAACCAGCCGAUUCUGCUGAUCCUUCAGAAGAACUAAUCCACGCAACAUCCUUCAAAAAGAAUCAAUUCACACAAGGAGGCCGCUACCUGGAUAGUACAUCAUCUGGUUCCUCGUCUCGCUCCCAGAGUCCUUUGUUGUUGAGCCCAGCAGGCUCACAGAACAUGUACAACAACAGUGGGCCCAUGCUUCGCUCUCUCAGUCAUCCAGGGGAAGGAGUGAUUCAGCUCAUUUCAGUGGCGCGGUCUAGCAGUUUGGGCAUCAUCCUGGGAGGAGGCUCCAACAGGCCAGACGGCCCCGCGGUCUUCAUCCAGGAGGUGCUAUCUGGAGGAGACUGUCAUCGGGAUGGACGUCUGAGGCCUGGAGAUCAGCUCAUUGCCAUCAACAAGGAGUCCUUGAUAGGUGUGACCCACGAGGAGGCCAAAAGCAUGCUGAACAAAGUCAAAUUCAGCCAAGACAGUGUGGUGGAGAUAGCCUUCAUCCCAGGGAAAGGACUUUUUCCAAGCAGCGCAUCUCUCCACAAUGGGGUACAGCGAGCUACUGGCAUCAACUCCAACUCUGGACGCUUAAAAGUCCACAUCAGAUCACCUGAGAUGUGUACAGAGGAGCCAGCCCCCGUGUCCUCACCUUCUCCUGACAUCUGCCCGCCAGAUAUUCAUAUUUCAGAUUCAGCCAGCCAGAUGUUACCAACAGGGGCCAAACCUAAGAUUACACUGGACCCCUACAUACGCCUCAAAUCAGACAAGUUAGACUUGGCUUUGUCCUUCCUUGGGUUGGAUGUCACAGAAGAGAAGAGGAAGAAGUUAAGACAGAGUCUGACCCCAGACCCACAAGGCACUGUGGCCUAUGGAGACUUCGUGGAGGCCACCCGGAACACCUUCCAGGAGAACCUGGAGGAGUUGGGUUUAGGGGCGGGUCCCUUCAUGUUUUCCUAUCACGAAGCAGCGAGUUUGAUGGACACAUCGGCCUUCCACUCCCCUACAUAUGAGUCAGAAUGCAGCUACAGCAGUGAGGAGAUGGAGCAGUUUCAGACAGAGGUGAAGCAGCUGCAAACCCAGAUGAAACAGCUCAAGGUGAUGCUGAAGGACAUGGAGCACAGCAAGAAAACCCUGGAGGAGGAGCUGCAGAAGACCUCAGAGAAAGCAUGUUUGACUGUGGAGGAGAACACCCGUCUGAAGAGUCGUCUGCAGGCGGCCGAGUCAGGGCAGCGGCAGGCUAGCGGUGCAGAGCAAGACUACGAGGAGGUCAUCCAGCUGCUGGAGGCUGAGAUCAGAGACUUGAAGAACCAGCUGGCCAGCAAGAGGCAAGCACGAGGAGUGGAGGCCACCAAGGUGAGUCUCAAGCAGGACGAGGUGCUGGAGCUAAACCGGAGGCUGACAACCAUCGACUGCCAGUUGAGGAAGUCUGAGCAGAGCAGGAAACACCUGGAGGUCUCCAACAAGAAGCUGCUGGGCUUUGCACAGAACGUCCACAAAGUGCUGACAACACCCAGCCUGUUUGGAGGAGACGGCGGCAACAGAUCGUCUCCAGCCACCGACAGCCCCGACACCCCAUCACCACUUCCUGAUCCCGCCUUCCAACUAGCUGUGGAGGCCAAAGAGCUGGUGGCAGGAGUCUGUACCCUCCCUGCUGAUGAUACAGCAUCCGUGAGUGCACUGGAGGCAGCAUCAGUCCCAGAUGUCAGUCCUCAUCAUAUGUGAGCAACAAAGGCCUUGUUCAGACUGCCAGCCCAAAUCUGUGUUUCAUAUCCAGAUUGAUUUUAGGUCUUAAAUCUGGACCGCAACAAAUCACAUUAAAUGCCAUUUUUGUAAAUCUGAUCCCCGCCACAUUAGGAGGUUCGGAAGUGUCUUUUGGCGGCAGCGUCAUAUCCAGAGUGACGAAGUGCAUCAAAGCGACAGCAGAAUCCUGCUGCGUGCUGUCAAGUUGCUGUGUGAGAGAGGACGACCUCUGCACAGCGACUUGACAGCGUGAUUGUUCGCAGGGCAACAUGAAACAUUUCCCAUACUUCCAUGCUGGAAAGCUGCCUCACCAGUGUAUGUAGAUACUGUGUCGUUACCACAGCAACCCAUGCAGAUAGGCUGGUGAUGUCUGGACACGCACUGAUCACUUUCAAACUACAGUCCUUCUGUUUUAAAGAUCUGAUUUGAGAAACAAAUCUGAUUUGCCUGCAGUCUGAACAAAGCCGAAGAGCCAGAGAGGACUGUGGGAGUACCUGGGCAGGGUGAAGAGGCCGAAAGAGACGCUGAACCCGUGAUGAACCACACCAUAAACCAAGACAGUACGCCAUAAAAUACACCUUCUCAAAAUAACGACAUCGCUUCAAUGAAUUCAAAACCUCAGUUCACGGUGACAGAUUGAACACAGCCAAUGUUUUAAUGCCAAAUCUUGCUCGCACACAUCCAAUUAGUGUCUUCCUUUGAAAUAUUCCAGUCUUUAUGGAGGGUUCAGCAAUGAUGUGUUGGACUUAGUCACAACCUGAGGACUCAUCAUUUGAUGAUAAGUACAGAAGUCUCUGUGAGAAGUGCUCUGCCAAAUAAAGUCUGCUGGAAUCCUCUUUUGUGUUACUCUGACAGCAGGUGGUGUUGGAGGAGCUGCAUGAUCGAGUCCACAACACACACGAUGCUGCAAACUGUGUUAAUACUCCUCCUGGACUCUUUUCUAAACACCCCCACAUAGAUUCACUCCAUGGAUUGCAUGUAAAGGAGGACUUGUUUACUUGGAAAGGAACGGCCAGAGCUGGCCUGUUCAAAGAGUCUUCCUCGUGUCAUAAUAACUUGCUUCCAUCUGCCUCCAUCACUCACCAUCACUUAUUUGCUCUGCCAGAGGUUAUGAACUGGGGGAAAAAAAGCAACAGUGUCCUGUUUUCCAUCUUGCUUAAUGCUCCUUGUGCACUUAUUCAAUAAUUAAAGGCAAAGAAUGAAGUAUUGAGACAAUCUGGACUUGAGCAGUGUUUGUUACCUGCGACUUCAUAUCACUGCAUGGUUCACGUUGAUGUCUCCUGCAUCCAGGAGUGGCUAAAAUGUUGCUGUAGCUCCUGCUGUCUGUACUUGUGUUUGGUAGUCACAGAGUCUAGACAGAUAUCAGUCAUAGGCAACAUGCGGAACAUUCAUUUUAUUUAUACAGACAGCUGCAAAUACUGAUGUCCUGUACUUCAACCAGAUUGCAUCGUUGGUGUGGCCUCAUUUCUUUCUGUUACUGUUUUAUAUUAAAGGAAUAACUGAUGACUGAA